UUCUGAAUGUGCACAGCAGCCAGCCCAGCCCUCACACAGUGACAGAUAGCUGUCGGUCGGGAAUGGGGGUAGGCUAUCUCGGAAAUAAUCUGCCCACGCCAUAAGCUGCUUUAUCCCUGCCAAGCCUCAGCCGGACAGAGACUGAUGCAGCUCCGUUACCAGUCAGAGGGAGGUCGGAAUUAGAGUGGGAGAAAGAAAAAGUGACACAGGGUGCGGAGGCAAGUUUGAUAAAUCUUUUUAGGGUUGGGGGAGUGUGUGCUCGGCUUGGAGCAUACAUGGAGACCUAAUUGGACCUUGGCUCACAGACCUGAAGUUGAUCCUGCUGCGUGUGUUUAGUCUGGGUAGCAAGAGGCAUAAAACAAGUCCACACUGGGAAUUUAACACCAGCGUGAAGCUGGCACCGGGGGCUUGGGCAUGGACAACAUUGGAUUUUGGAUAUUCCUGAUAACAACUUGUGUUAUUCCAGGAAUAAAUGGCCAGACUGUGGAAAUGGAUGACGGGAAAUCUGGGUUUGUUGGCUCAAAAGUGGAUCUCCGCUGUCGGUUCAUCAACAGCUCCCCGCCUGUCAAAAUCUCCCAGGUAACCUGGCAGAAACUGGUGAAUGGCACUAAGCAGAACGUGGCAAUUGCCAAUCCUUCCCUGGGAGUGUCCGUGGCCCCGCCCUACAGGGACCGUGUUGCCUUCAAGAACGCGGCAGUGAGGCGACGGACUCCGACUCUUGAGGACACCACCAUCACCUUCUCCUCACUCCGCCUCUCUGACGAGGCCACAUACAUCUGCGAAUACACCACGUUUCCCGCUGGCAACCGAGAAAACACUGUAAACCUCACUGUUUACGUUCGCCCAACAACUCAGAUGAGCCUGUCCACACCAACUCUGGUGGCUCGCUCAUCCAAUCUGAAAACACCUGUGGCGACCUGUUUAUCUGCCAAUGGAAAACCGCCUGGUACCAUCAGGUGGGAGACGAGGGUUCCGGGAGAAGUGAGCACCCGAGAGUACAGAAACUCAGACGGGACUUUCACCGUUCAGAGCGACUACAUUUUAGUACCCAGCAGAGAGACGCACAAGGAGACGCUAACCUGUGUCACCACCUACAACGAGGAGGUCUUCACUGACAGUGUCACACUCGAUAUUCAGUAUGAGCCUGAUGUUUCUGUUGAUGGGUUUGAUGGGAACUGGUAUCUGAACCGAGAGAACGUCCAACUGAGCUGCCAGGCUGAUGCCAACCCUGCCGUCUCUCUGUAUCAGUGGAGAUUGAUUAAUGGCACCAUACCGAGCAACACUGAGAUCCGAGACAACGUAAUUAUUUUUAAAGGGCCUGUCACAUAUGACGUGCAAGGCACCUAUGUGUGUGAUGCCACCAACAGCAUCGGGACACGUUCAGCCUCUGUGGAGGUCAGCAUUAUAGAGAAGCCACUACCGCAGAUCGCAACAGGUGAUGUCAUCAGCGUAAUUGCCUUAUUACUGGCUGCUGGAGUGCUCAUGGGCAUUACUAUCACAGUCCUGGUGCUCAAAAUAAGAAGCAGGAAAAAUGACUCCUCAAGUGACUCUCCAUCCAGAAAAUUGUCCCAGCCCAUAAGGAAAAGACCUGGAGAUGAAAUCCAGCAUUCAGGACGGUUUUAUGAAGAGCUUCCAAACACGGCAGACUAUGUGAGCUACAGACUGGCCUGUAACAAGGAGGACUACCCAGAACCCUACUCCCCUCCCAUCAACCCCCCUCUCACAUUUCUGCCCCAGCACCCCUACCAGUCCACACAACCAACCACUGCAGCCAGCAGCAGCAGCAGCAGCGGCAGCACCACCACAUCAAAAAACACCUUCUCUCCUCCUUCACACACCACAGCCAUCUUUAAAUACCCCUCGGUACAGGGAUUGUCCUCUCCUCCCCCGGGAGUGGCGGCGUACACUUUUCCCAAAGAGCAGUACGUCUGAACUCGGGUACAAACUCAGAUCUCUCCAGCGACCUCAGAUGAAACAACCUGAUUUAAACCUGAACCUUUCCUAAGAGGAGAUUGUUGUUUAACCCUGGACUAUCAGGCAGCGUUUCUGCACCGUCUGCAUCAUUGUGAACGGCUCUGGAAGUCAAUGGACAAUGCAGCUUUUGUUUUUGGACUUAAGUACAGUUUUGAAAUGUUCUUAUUCUCUCCUUUGCCCAGUCUUUUAUUGUGUUCUUUGAAAAGGGAAUAUUAUUGAACCAUAUUUGAAAUGUUUGCCAGCAAGUGUAAGUUUUAGGAUAGAGGACGGUCCAGUUAAUGAUGACUUGACUGCCAUUGGAAAAAUGUACAGUGCAUGGAUGAAUUACAAUUCCAGCUGAAUGGAUAGGAUUAUAUCUCCAUGUCUGAUGUGACCCUUUACUUUAUCCUCUAUGGUAUCAUUUUUCUAUAAAAAAGACAAAACCAAAAAAUGAUCAAACUUUCCUAUUUUAUCUGUGUUGCCCACUUCUCUUAUCCCAGAACAGCAGACCUCACCAGUUGGUUUUACCUCCUGCUCUGAUAUAACAGUCUUAUUGUGCUUGUAUUUUGUAUCAUGUAUGUUUUUUCUUUGCAAAGAAAAGAACAUUUUUAUGUACCGAAGAUAUUUUGUUGAUUUAUGAAAUUGAUGUUUUUAUUUGUGGUAUCUGUGGGUUUUAGUAUUCAAUGACACUGGUUGUUGGCUGAGCCUUGAAUUUUUAGCAUUUAAAUAAAAAUCAUCAUGUAAUCUUUGUCAGCA
Scatophagus argus is the source of this 2709-nucleotide messenger RNA. RefSeq names its product nectin cell adhesion molecule 1a (gene nectin1a). Gene Ontology annotation, biological process: protein localization to cell junction; heterophilic cell-cell adhesion; homophilic cell-cell adhesion. The transcript is spliced from 10 exons. Lineage: Eukaryota; Metazoa; Chordata; Actinopteri; Scatophagidae. Gene Ontology annotation, cellular component: adherens junction. Bases 415 to 1932 code for a protein of 505 amino acids. The record is from RefSeq and is a predicted model, not a curated record.